Pyricularia pennisetigena is the source of this 2874-nucleotide messenger RNA. RefSeq lists its product as uncharacterized. Bases 1 to 2874 code for a protein of 957 amino acids. The transcript is spliced from 12 exons. The record is from RefSeq and is a predicted model, not a curated record. NCBI's taxonomy places the organism in Eukaryota, Fungi, Ascomycota, Sordariomycetes, Magnaporthales, Pyriculariaceae.
AUGCCUGCUGCAGCAGAAUCUGCAGUGCUCAUGGCUGGGGGUGUGGGACACCCCUUGAAAAGCUUUGUAGGAGGAUUCUACAGCAAUGAAAAUUCUCUACCUAAGCCGAAGGCCGUCAACGGUUGGGAUCUGAACCAUGGGAAACACAACGGUAUCAACGGCAGCUUCGGAAAUAAAAACGUCAACGGGCACACUCCUCAGCCACCUGAUAUAAUCGAUAUUCGCGGUGCUGCGGUUGAGAGCAAUCUCAAGACAGAGAUUCUGUCGUCUUUCCUCUCUACGCCGGGCCAGCGGGCUAUGCCUACCAUCCUUCUAUACGACCAGCGUGGUUUGCAAAUUUUCGAAGAGAUCACAUAUCUGGAAGAAUACUACUUGACCAAUGACGAGAUAUCGGUCUUGGAGUCCUCCGCCUCUGAGAUCGCCCGCGCCAUUCCGGACGGAUCCAUGGUGGUUGAGCUGGGGAGUGGUAAUCUACGCAAGGUCAAUCUUCUCCUUCAAGCCAUUGACAAUGCCGGCAAAAACGUAGAUUACUACGCAUUGGACCUUUCCAAGGAGGAACUAAAGCGCACACUGGCUCAAGUGCCUCAGUACAAGCAUGUCCGCUGCCAUGGUCUCCUGGGAACAUAUGACGAUGGCCGGGAAUGGUUGAAAGAGCCCACGAGCCUCGGUCGACAGAAAUGCGUCAUGUCGCUUGGCUCAAGCAUUGGCAAUUUCCGCCACGACGAAGCCUCAGAUUUCUUGCGGGGCUUCUCCGAGGUGCUGCGUCCUGGAGAUUCCAUGAUCAUUGGGGUCGAUGCCUGUUCCGAUCCCGCCAAGGUUUAUUCAACCGCUAACGUUAUCCAAGUCACGCAUACAACGGCAAGUACUGGAGGACAGCGGAUACUGGGGCUUUGGAUCAACAUCGCUAACAUGGUCUUUUUUUUAUUGCUCGUCAGACUCGAAAGGGAUCACACACCAAUCCUCGAACAGCAGGCAUUUAAACUGGAGGAUUGGCAAGUUAUUGGCGAAUACGUUUAUGACGCAGAAGGGGGUCGACAUCAAGCUUGGUACUCGCCAAUCCGUGAUACAUGGGCUCUAGGCCAACUCAUACCAGCGGGCGAGCGUGUCUUUGUCGAACGAAGCGUUAAGUACAGCAAAUCUGAAACUCAAAAUCUCUGGCAAGCCGCAGGAAUGGUUGAGGCUGGCAAGUGGUCUGUCGGCGAUGAAUACGGAAUCCAUGUGCUAACGAAGCCUACAACACCGUUUGCGCUGACUCCGCAUCAGUAUGCGAGCACAACCUUGCCAACCAUGGAAGACUGGAGGGAACUCUGGGCGAAAUGGGACGCGGUCACGCGCGGAAUGCUCCCCAAAAAGGAGCUUCUUGAGAAGCCCAUCAGACUGCGAAAUGCCUGCAUAUUCUACCUGGGCCACAUCCCGACCUUUCUGGAUAUUCAGCUUACCAAGACGACCAAGGAACCGGCCACAAGACCAGAGAAUUAUGCUCAGAUUUUUGAGAGAGGCAUCGAUCCAGAUGUUGACAACCCGGAGCUUUGCCACUCUCAUUCAGAGAUACCUGAUGAGUGGCCUCCAGCCUCGGAGAUCGCAGAGUACCAGGAACGAGUCCGAUCUAGGGUCCGCAACAUCUACUCUCGCGGCGCUGACAACAUCCCCCGCAACGUCGCUAGAGCUAUCUGGGUUGGCUUCGAGCAUGAGGUCAUGCAUUUGGAGACGUUGCUGUACAUGCUGCUCCAGAGCGACCGAACACUACCCCCUCCGGGGGUCGUCACUCCUGACUUCGAGAAGAUGGCGAUCCAGGCCAGGGCCAACAGGGUCCCAAAUCAAUGGUUCGAGAUCCCGGCGACAGAGAUCAUCAUAGGGCUGGAUGAUCCAGAGGACAGCACAGAUCCUAGCGGGCAUUUCGGUUGGGACAAUGAAAAACCUCAAAGGAUGGCAAGAGUAGGGGCGUUUCAAGCAAAGGCGAGACCAAUCACCAAUCUAGAGUAUGCCUCGUACAUGUACGAGAACAAUAUCGACAAGAUUCCUGCCUCGUGGUCCGCGAUAAAUCCGAAGAUUACAACCAACGGGACUAAUGGUGCCAACGGCCAUGCUGCUUCGAAUGGAAAGGGCCACAGUGGCAGCAAUGGAGCAUAUACCAACGGAAAGUCAAACGGUCAUACCCACGGCCACGGUAGCAAGAAUGACGAUGACCAUGUUGAAGCUCCCCCGAGGUACUUCCUCGCAGACAAGGCGGUGAGAACCGUCUUUGGACUGGUGCCGCUCGAGCACGCCCUAGACUGGCCCGUGUUUGCUUCAUACGACGAGCUUUCUGGUUGUGCUUCCUGGAUGGGAGGCAGGAUCCCGACCUUUGAGGAAGCCAAGAGCAUCUAUGCAUACGCUGAGGCAAUGCGCAAGAAGCAGGCGCAGAACAUUUUGGCUGGAACAGUUCCAGCCGUCAACGGUCAUCUUUCCAACAAUGGUGUUGAAGAGACACCACCAUCACGAGGAGCCUACCUGGCCGGUGAGGAUGGCACGAGACCAUCCACACAGGCAGACGAGAACUUGUUUAUCGACCUUGGCGGUUCCAACGUCGGGUUCCAGAACUGGCAUCCAACUCCAGUGACAGCCGACGGUGGGAGACUGGCUGGACAGUCGCAAAUGGGAGGCGUCUGGGAGUGGACCAGCUCACCACUGCGAAAGCACGAAGGCUUCGAACCGAUGUCCUUGUACCCCAACUACACAGCCGACUUCUUUGACGAGAAGCACAACAUAAUUCUGGGUGGUUCUUGGGCUACACACCCUCGCAUCGCGGGCCGGAAGUCCUUCGUCAACUGGUACCAGCGCAACUACCCCUACGCCUGGGCGGGCGCGAGGCUCGUUCGUGACACCAAGAACUAA